Molecule: messenger RNA, 972 nt
Organism: Lasiodiplodia theobromae
Lineage: Eukaryota; Fungi; Ascomycota; Dothideomycetes; Botryosphaeriales; Botryosphaeriaceae
Product: Transcription factor
Exons: 1
Coding region: 1-972 (323 amino acids)
Source: RefSeq, a predicted model, not a curated record
AUGGGCGACGACGGCAACCUCACGCUAGCGCACCAGCUGAGCCUGUCGGCAAAGGAUGGCAACCCAGAGAAUGGCAUCGAGCAACGCCAACAUGUCUUCAAGCUCACCGGCGGCGCCUUGCCUUGGCAGAUGGCUCCGUUCAAGGACAAGGUCACUCCGAAUGGCCCGUCUGCGCCUGACAACAAGACCGACAAGGGCACCGCUUCCAAGGCCGACAACGACACUAAGUCUGCGAAGCCCAGAGUUCUCUUCCUGCGCCUGAACGGACCGGAUGACGACGACGACGACUACUUCUUCCAGCGCACCACUCGCCGGCUGGUAGGGUUCCUUCAGAGCUACGCCCAAGUCGAUAGCGCCUUCACUGCAGGUGAGGCGCUGGAGUACCUCAACAACUACAAGCCUCAGGCCAUCAUUGUCGCUGAUGCCGCCCUCACGAUUCGCAACGCGGAUGACGAGCGCUACAUUCCGGCACGUGGCAUCAUCAUGGACAAGAUCAAGCAGUUCAUCAUGGACGGCGGCAACGUCGUUUUCGGGUGCAACUUCAGCGAUGCUGCUUUCGUCGACUUUCUUCCCUUCUUCAGCACCCACUUCGACCGGCCGUGGAUCUGGCAGGCGUACAAGCGUUGCGUCGUCGAGUACCAUGCGGCGGCCGUCGAGCACUUUCCGCCCAACAACUUCCUCAAGACCAAGUACAACACCAAGAACCACUUCCUCGGACGCGUCGACGCCACCGAGGCGAUGUACAAGGACCCGCAGGAUGAGCGUCUCACGGCUGUGGCGUGGGCCAAGUUUGGCGAGGGUCACUUUGGAUGGGUUGGCGAUCAGAACAAGGAACUUGCCAACGACGAGUGCGUCUUCGCCAUGUGUGGCUUCUCGCACUUGCACCCUGAGCUGGACCUCUGGUACCCGGAUACCAGCAUCUCGCUCACCUCGCGCCCCGACGACACCGGCUUCCAGGUCAGCAACCGUUAG